Molecule: messenger RNA, 276 nt
Organism: Chlorella variabilis
Lineage: Eukaryota; Viridiplantae; Chlorophyta; Trebouxiophyceae; Chlorellales; Chlorellaceae
Exons: 2
Coding region: 1-276 (91 amino acids)
Molecular function (GO): RNA binding
Source: RefSeq, a predicted model, not a curated record
AUGCAGAAGCGGCGCGACGAGAACAGCGUGCGGGUGAGCAACCUGAGCGAGGAUGUGACGGAGGAUGACCUGGCGGACCUGUUCGGACCCUUUGGGCCCAUCCAGCGCAUCUUUGUGGCCAAGGACCGCGAGACGGGAGAAAGCCGCGGCUUUGCCUUCAUCAACUUCAUCCACCGCGAGGACGCCCUGCGCGCCAUCUCCAAGCUGGACGGCUUCGGUUACGACAACCUCAUCCUCUCCGUCUCCAUGGCUGCCCCGCGUCCGGAGCGGCAGUAG